This is a messenger RNA of Symsagittifera roscoffensis, 1848 nucleotides long. RefSeq names its product E3 ubiquitin-protein ligase MARCHF8-like. The coding region runs from base 141 to 1442 and encodes 433 amino acids. NCBI's taxonomy places the organism in Eukaryota, Metazoa, Xenacoelomorpha, Acoela, Convolutidae. Gene Ontology annotation, cellular component: lysosome; early endosome membrane; cytoplasm. The record is from RefSeq and is a predicted model, not a curated record. Gene Ontology annotation, molecular function: ubiquitin protein ligase activity; MHC protein binding; zinc ion binding. Gene Ontology annotation, biological process: immune response; antigen processing and presentation of peptide antigen via MHC class II; protein polyubiquitination. The transcript is spliced from 4 exons.
UCCUUUAGAGGUGGAAUGUUUUCUUUUCUAAUUCAUCAUCAAGUGGCUAUUUCCCCUUUUUAAAUACAGCGCAGCAUCUUAUUUUCAGGUUUCUUGUAACUGUAAUCUUAGAAUGAAACUAGAUCAUUGUGGCACUUAAAAUGACUACUUCCAUUCUGCCGGAAAGUCAGUUACAAAAUUCGCCAGAAUUGAAAGAUGAAUCAGACUCACAUAAAACACAGACCGCAGAUGAACAGAUGGCGAAAGAUUCGGCCCCCGAGUCAUCUGAACGAGUAUCCAAAGCGGCGAAGACGAAGCGCACUUCUUCGUACGCCCAGGACGAAUCAAGCACCGAUCAAGACCAGUGUCGAAUCUGCCAAAUCGGAGACACGCACAGUUCCGAUAACCCACUGAUCACGCCGUGCAAAUGUGCGGGCUCAGUGCGUUACGUGCAUCAGAACUGCCUUCAGAAAUGGAUCAAGAGCAGUGACAUCAAAUGUUGCGAGCUCUGUCGCUACGAGUUCAAAAUGCAGACCAAACUCAAGCCCUUCUCAAAAUGGGAGAAAUUGGACAUGUCGAACAGUGAGCGUCGGAAGAUUCUGUGUUCUAUUGGGUUUCAUCUAGUGGCAAUAACAUGUGUGAUCUGGUCCCUCUAUGUCCUCAUACAGCGCACAGCACAGGAGAUCAGACACAGGGAGUUCCACUGGCCCUUUUGGACUAAACUGGUGGUAGUGGCCAUCGGCUUCAUCGGAGGAAUCGUCUUUAUGUAUGUGCAGUGCAAAGUUUACGUGCAACUCUGGCGUCGACUCAAGGCGUUCAACCGUGUAAUUUAUGUGCAAAACAACCCUUUGAGCUCCUUAGCGGCCCAAAACGUGCAAGAGUCUAACAACCAAACACUGCCUGUGCAAAGUAGCAGCAACAGCAAAACGCCUCCUCUUUUCGACAGUUCGAGUCUGGCUUCGGCUGCUAUUUUGACCUCUUCUCGCCCAUCGUGCUCUUCCUCGACUGCGAAUCUCCAAGGUCACCACAGUUACCAAGGUCACGAAAGGCCAGACUCGAAUCUUCAGCAGCCACGGAGUUUUUGUUCUCAAAGUGCGAAGUUGCAUCAACCCGAAAGCGAAAAUGCUAUAAGUGUAACGCAAAGCUGUGAUUCCAAAAUGGACAAACAUGUUUUACAUGCACAAUCAGAGCAAGAACAUUUUUGUGCUAAUUUGAACAGCUUUCCCACAACUUUCCCGACACAAAAUGCGGACGAUGUUGCUUUCGUGUCAAGUGAUGUAAAUGUUAGCAGUUCAAUGCGGAGUGCAAUCCAGAAUCGAGGUGGCGGAAGUUCCGAGUUCCAGUGCUUCGCUCCGAACUCCAGCGAAGUGAGGGUCGAUCUGAGCUACGUGCCGGAGUCUACUGAACAACCAGAAGAUCAGAAAAUUGCGACGGAGUUGAAAUGUUACGUCUCACAGGUGUGACCAAACUGGGACGACAUUGAUUUAACUCUAAGCCGAACAAAGCAACUCAAUUUCAAAAAUACUGUAUUUGCAUUUCUCAGAACUUAUUUUUCUAUAGAACGAACUCAUAUCUUCAUAGUUAGUUUAUGUAAUAGAUGGAAUCUCAUAUUGGCAGAAAGAGGAAGCUGUGUUGCAUGUAGAUAAUUUAACUUUGUGGACUACUGAACUCUUUGUGAAGUGUGGCCAUUAUUUAUUAAUAAGGAAAUGUAAACAGUGUUUUCUUCGAAGCCUGAGCAAUAGUUAACUAAGUGUAUGGAAAUUCAUGAUGAGUAACUGUUGUUUCUUUUCGCAAUUGAUGUUUAUUGUUACUGUCAACUGAUGAAUAUCUGAGUUUGUAAAUCUCAACAGAAACUCAUUUGUCGAUAAA